AUGAGACCCUGGAGAAGAAAGAAGGUGAGUGAGCAGAGGGAGUGGUUCUUGAAAAACGGCAGCACUUUCCUACAAGAACUCAUCGCAGAUUCCAACGGUAUUUCAAACCCGAUCCGGUUCUUCUCUUCGGAUCAAAUCCUCAAGGCCACGGAUCGAUUCCAUCCAAACUGCUUUAUCUCUCGUCACAGAUUCUUCACCUGGUACAAGGGCGUCAUCGAAGACCGACCUUACGCCAUCAAGAAAUUCACAGACUCAUGGUUUUCAGAAGAGAGUGAGCGAGAGGUUUACAACGACAUCGUUUUAUCUGCUCGGGUAAGCAACCAUAGUAGCUUUCUCAAACUUUUAGGAUGCUCUCUCGAGUUUCCACUUCCGGUUAUUGUAUUCGAAUACCCAGAGAAUGGAGUUUUGAACGAGCAAGGAGCUUGCGAGGACGGCACGUUAUUGCCUUGGAAUGUUAGACUGAAGAUUGCCAAGGAGGUGGCGGUUGCAGUGACUUAUCUCCACACGGCUUUCCCUAGGAUUAUUAUUCACAGAGAUAUCAAGCCGACUAAUGUUUUCUUGGAUAAGAACUGGAAUGCUAAGCUGACUGAUUUCACGUUUUCGGUAUCACUCCCUGUGGGGAAGUCCUGGAUUAAGGAUAAAGUGGUGGGAACUUUCGGUUACAUAGAUCCGGUUUACUUCUCCAGGGGUUUAGUGACAGAGUACACAGAUGUGUUCAGUUUUGGAAUCUUUAUGUUGGCUCUUUUGUUGGGAAGAGCGGCUGUUUUUGCUGGAUCAAAUGGGUAUCAUUGUAAUAUUCUUGAUUAUGUGAAGGAUCUGCAGGAGAGAGGAGAACCUCUUGAAUUCGUGGGUGGUGUGAACGAUAUGAUGCCUGGUCAGAUGAAUAUGUUUCUCGAUUUGGCACUGAGAUGCUGCCAGGGGAGGAGUGAAGACAGGCCAAAGAUGAUUUUGGUGGCAAAAGAGAUUAAGAUAAUAGAAAAAGGAUCCCAUGAUUGUUCUGAGGAUGAUCAAAUUUAA
Brassica rapa (field mustard) is the source of this 1017-nucleotide messenger RNA. RefSeq names its product non-functional pseudokinase ZED1-like. The record is from RefSeq and is a predicted model, not a curated record. Gene Ontology annotation, cellular component: plasma membrane. Gene Ontology annotation, molecular function: protein serine/threonine kinase activity; ATP binding. Lineage: Eukaryota; Viridiplantae; Streptophyta; Magnoliopsida; Brassicales; Brassicaceae. Gene Ontology annotation, biological process: cell surface receptor signaling pathway; protein phosphorylation.